AUGUUUUCUCGAGCAGGCAGGAUUUUUUCGACGCACCCGGGACUGUUCUUUUUCAAUUUCCUAGAGAUCGCUCUCAUCGCAUGGUGGCUUGCUAGAGGCUCCUUGUCCACGGAAGACUGGUUCGUGGAUAAUGAAUGCCAGAAUCCUGAAUGGCAAGAUACAGUAUGGGACGGCUAUGAUGAUGCUGUCAAAGCUGCAGAAGUAGCUUAUGACUAUAUCAUGGAAAUUAGGACUUCUGUACAGUAUUCCCGAGCGAGACAUCAAUUGAGCCCCAGACAGAAGAGGACUUUGAAUAUUUUUGAAACGAUUUACGGAAAGACUCUAUUUGACAGACGUGAUCCAGAUUAUCGUCAAGCGGGUGCGCAGGCCUACAGACGAUUUGAUAAAAUACUGGCCAGUCUUAAUGAUGAUAAUCCUCAAGCAAUAGCACAUUAUCAUAUGUUUUGUGAUGAUGAUAUGUUUGUUCCCUUCCUAGUUGAUCCACAGGGUCAAGAUUGGGUGUUGGAUACGAGGCCUGUGCGAGAUGGUGGAGGAACAGUGGUAAAUAUCCACGGAACAUGUGACAACGAUGGUACCGCCAACGUGCUAUCUUACUCAUGGAAAGCCCCAUAUGGGAGACACUACCAGACAGCCUAUUGCCCUGAUUGGGUAGAGCACUGGGAACGGUAUGGCGCGCUUUCAGCCUACCGCGAUAGUAGAGGCCGCUCGGUUCCUGUUUUGAGAGGCACUAUCCAUAUCACUCAGAUUGCGCUAUCUUUCAUGACACCAUCUGUGCUGCACGAACUUACACAUAGCCAGGAUAUACUGGGAAAUGAUGUACUAGGGGACCAAGAUUGCAUGGGCAGAGGUGUGGGUGGUUAUGGAUGGCCUUGUAUUACCUUCCUUGCUCAGAACCAUCCUGAUCUUGCAGCAAAAAAUGCCGACAAUUUUGCAUACCUCGUAACCGCGUUGUACUUGGAUUAUGCUGACUGGCGUGAUGGACUUGGAUUGAGAGAUUAA
Talaromyces rugulosus is the source of this 999-nucleotide messenger RNA. RefSeq lists its product as uncharacterized. The record is from RefSeq and is a predicted model, not a curated record. The transcript has 7 exons. Gene Ontology annotation, molecular function: metallopeptidase activity. The coding region runs from base 1 to 999 and encodes 332 amino acids. Lineage: Eukaryota; Fungi; Ascomycota; Eurotiomycetes; Eurotiales; Trichocomaceae.